Molecule: messenger RNA, 1596 nt
Organism: Caretta caretta (loggerhead turtle)
Lineage: Eukaryota; Metazoa; Chordata; Testudines; Cheloniidae
Gene: OXNAD1
Product: oxidoreductase NAD binding domain containing 1
Cellular component (GO): mitochondrion
Molecular function (GO): oxidoreductase activity
Source: RefSeq, a predicted model, not a curated record
CGGCGCGGGAGCCAGGGACCCCCCAAACCCGGGCGCUGGGCCCGCGCGCGCCGAGCUGCGUGUGAACGGCGCCCCCCUGCCCGCGACGCUGCCCUGCCUGCGCGGCGCCGCUGAGCCGGGCCCGGGACUCCGCCAGCAGAGCGAGCAGGGAGGCCGGGGGGUACAUUGGGCCCAGCUGUCAGCGGGAAGCUAAGGCGGCCGGGUAGGACCCGUGCACUUCCUGCGGGCAGUGCCCUGCUCAGGGGGAAGGGGCGGAGUUAGUUUGGCCCUAGCUUUGGUCGGAUGUUUCCUGUGCCGCAGGUUCCACCAAGCGUGACAGAAAUAUAAUACAGGCAAAUAGCGAUAUCGGUUCCAAAAGUGACAUUCGAGCUGGUGACUUUGACCAGGGAACACCAUGGCCCACACUACCAUUUUUGCUGUUCCUCAGUUACUGAGAGGUACUGCUCGAAUUUUCCCCACUCUUUCUGCAUUGUUACGGUUGAAGUACUCUGCUUUGUUACACUGCACAAUGAAUGGCACAAUGAAAUCCAAAAGGAAAACAGAUCAUCUGGAGAGAACGGCAAAUAACUUUCGACAGGAGGUUAUAUCUCCAGCAAAAGUGUGUGGCAUCACCAAUGAAUCUGAAACAGUUAAAAGACUUCGCUUGGCUGUCACAAAUAAGGAUUUUACUUUUAAAGCAGGACAGUGGGUAGAUUUCUUUAUCCCUGAAGUUGCCGUAGUUGGUGGAUUCUCAAUAUGUUCCAGCCCUGGUCUACUGGAACAAGAGAGAGUAUUGGAACUGGCAGUAAAACAUACUGUACAUCCUCCUGCUCACUGGAUUCACACUCAGUGCUCCCUUGACUCAGUAGUGGCUCUGCGAGUGGGAGGCAAUUUCUUCUUUGAUCCUCAACCUGCUGACUCCCCUGUAAACCUUGUGCUGAUUGCAGGGGGAGUAGGAAUCAACCCAUUGUUUUCCAUACUGCUACAUGUAGCAGAUUUUCAUAGAAAUCAAGAGAGUGAAGAAAAUGGGUAUAAAAUGGGAACAGUGAAGCUGUACUAUAGUGCAAAAAACACAAAUGAACUCUUAUUUAAGAAUAAUAUCUUUGGUUUGAUGAACGAAUUUCCUGGAAAGAUCACAUGCAGUUUCCAUGUUACCCAACAGAGUUCACAAAUCUGUGAAGAACUUCAGCCGUAUAUCACUGAGGGAAGAAUAUCUGAAAAGGAACUAGAAAAACAUGUGUCUAAGGAUACUUUAUGGUACAUCUGUGGUCCACCUCCAAUGAUAGAAUCUAUAUCCAAACUACUAGAAAACUUUGGUGUUUCUACAGACUGCAUUUACUUUGAAAAGUGGUGGUAGCAACAGCUACUUAGCAGAAAAUAAAAACUGAAAACUAAUCUAUGUAUUUUGAUAGAUAAAAAGUGCCUGAAAUGCACAGAAGAUGGACUCUACUAUGACCUCACUGACUGCAAGAUUUCACUUUAGGCACAUGAAAUCUUCUUGUAUCUAGUAUCAAUUCUUAAAUUAUCCUAUAAUGCACUCUGAUUUGGGUCAUUAUUGUUUUAUUGCUUUUGAAAAAAAGCAUAAUGUAUUUUAUAUUAAAGACAUGAGCCAUUUGA